Salvia hispanica is the source of this 2252-nucleotide messenger RNA. RefSeq names its product pentatricopeptide repeat-containing protein At5g46460, mitochondrial-like. The record is from RefSeq and is a predicted model, not a curated record. NCBI's taxonomy places the organism in Eukaryota, Viridiplantae, Streptophyta, Magnoliopsida, Lamiales, Lamiaceae. Gene Ontology annotation, biological process: RNA modification. Gene Ontology annotation, molecular function: protein binding; RNA binding.
AUGAGAGGAUUUCUUCACAAUGAUUAGAAAUGCUAAAUUUUCGCGGCAAAUUCAAAAGUUUUCCUUUAUCCAGAAAAAUUUAUCCGAUUCUAAAACGCCUUUGUUUUCAUCAAAAAUCCCCACAAAACCUAGCAAUUCCAUCAACUGGGGAUUCAAUCAAUACCAAAAGUCCCCAAAUGAAACGAUUUCAUCUCGAGAUGUCUACUUACGAACAAAAAUGAUAUCUUCCUGCGUGAACGACUUCAAAUUGGACGAAGCCCUCAACCUGUUCGAUGAAACGCCGCAAAGAGACUUAAUCAUGUGGAAUCUGAUGAUCAAAGGCUGCAUCAGCUGUGGAAGCCUCGAUAUGGCCCUGAAGUUGUUCGCUGAAAUGCCUGAGAGGAACGUUGUAUCUUGGACAACGAUGAUCAGCGCGUUUCUCAAGAACGGGAUGGUCGAGCAGGCGAGAGGACUGUUCCAGGAGAUGCCGGAGAGGGACACGGCUGCGUGGAACGCAAUGAUCCAUGGGUUGUUUGUGAAUGGGAGAGCAGAGGAGGCGAGUUCAAUGUUUGAGUUAAUGCCGGAUAGGAAUGUGAUCUCGUGGACUACGAUGAUCAGCGGACUCGAUCAGAUGGGCAGGAAUGAGGAGGCGCUCUCAAUGUUCGUGAAGAUGGUAGGGAUCGGAGUGAAACUGACUUCAAGCACUUUAUGCUCUGUUUUAUCAAGCUGUGCUAAAACUGGGGAGCUCUGUUUAGGGAUUCAACUCCAUGGCCAAAUUGCAAAGCUUGGAUAUGCUUUUGAUACAUAUAUUGUAGCAUCAUUGAUCACAUUUUACGCCAAUUGCAAGAGAAUUGAAGAAUUUGUCAAGAUUUACAAUGAGAAAUUGUUCAAGAAUGUGGUGGUGUGGACCUCUGUUUUGACAGGGUACGGUGCCAACGAUGAACAUGAAUCCGCAUUGGAGGUUUUUCUAAAAAUGAUCCGAUUAGGCGUACUUCCUAAUCAAUCAACCUUCACCAGCACCUUAAAUUCAAGCAAUGAGAUUGAAACUCUUGAUUUUGGGAGAGGGAUUCAUGGCGCGGCCGUUAAGCUAGGGUUUGAAACAGACGUGUUCGUGGGGAACGCCCUUGUGGUGCUGUACACCAAAUGUGGGAGCAUACACGAUGGCAUCCGCUCAUUCAAAGCUAUAGAAAAAAAGAAUGUGGUUUCUUGGAACACGGUGAUAGUUGGAUGCGCACAACACGGGUGUGGGGAGUGGGCAGUCACGUUUCUGGGGCAGAUGGUGAAGGCAGGGGUGAGGCCGGAUGGGAUCACCUUCACCGGGUUGCUUAGCGCGUGCAGCCACUCAGGGUUGUGGAGGAAGGGGAGGGGGUUGUUCGAGGGGCUGAGGAGGGGGAGCGGGGUUGAGGUGAAGCUCGAGCACUACGCAUGUAUGGUGGAUAUAUUGUGUAGGAGUGGGGAGGUGGCGGAGGCGGAGGAGUUGGUGGAGGGGAUGCCUGUAGAGGCGAAUGUGUCAAUAUGGGUGGCGUUGUUGAGUGGGUGCAGAGGAGGGGAGGUGGAGGUGGCAGAGCGUGUGGCGGAGAGGAUUUUGAGGUUGGAUCCCGGGUGCACAGCGGGAUACGUGCUUCUGUCGAAUAUUUACGCAGGUUGUGGGAGGUGGGAGGACGUUGCGAGGAUGAGGACGAGGAUGAAGGCGGCCGGAGCAGUCAAAGAAACUGCUGGGAGUACGUAUUUAAACUAAAAGGGGAUUCUUUUUAGAGAAUUAAAGUAAAUACUAGUAGUAGCAAGGCUGAUCGCCACGGAAAACUCCCCAGAGGUAGAGGCUGCCUUGGAAUCUGGUGAAGAGCGGCGGAAGUGAAGAGCAGCAGCUCCGUCGGUCAGCGCCGCAUCCUUGUGAAUCAGAUCAAACAUGAGGGAGUCGUAGACCAGGAAAUGCCCCGCCCACGCCGCGCGAAUCAGAGGUUGUGCGUGUUGCUCAAUUGGGUGGUGAUUAGGGUGGCGGAGGCGCGUUUUCGUGCUUGAUUUUUGUUGGAACUCUCCUCAUCGGAAAAGUAUGAUGUUCUUUUCAAUUGGCACUCAGAAUCAGAAGAAUUCUCCAUUGUUUAAUUUCCUCUAAGAAUUUUGAAUAUAGAAGAAGAUAACCUAGUUUUGACUCGACUUUCAAAGGAAAGUGAUGUCCUUGGAAUAUGUCUACCGUCUACGUGUUUAAUUAAGGCAACGGUAACCAGGAUUUCAUUUCGAUAAUCAAGAGCACCUUCUUUUCUUCUUUUUUUUAA